AUGGCCCCUUCCGCAGUCUCGCCGCCACCAUCUGCUACCAGCCAACCGCUGGUCAAGCCCUGGUCGCGCCCCCGUCAGACUGAAGAGGAUCUUGACUGGGCACCCCUCACCACCAUUGAUCUAUCACGGUUCGACGAGCCUGGUGGCAAACAAGAGCUUGCCAAGCAACUCUACGAUGCCAUUACUCGAGUAGGGUUCUGGAUUGUGACAGGCACUGGCAUCGAUGAUGAACGCGUCUUGCGCCAGUUCACCAUCGGAAACACCUUCUUCAAGGAGCCACUGGAAGAAAAGAGGAGAUAUCCCUGCAACUUUGCUGAAGGAGAGUACUUUGGGUAUAGAGAGAACGAGCGAUGGAUCGGAGAUACGGGCGUGAAAGAGAAUAUCGAAAUGCUGAAUAUCCACAAAGACUUACCAGCAUGGAAAGAUGUCGGUCGCCACAGAGUGGUAGAAGAGAACUGGGACGAGAUCCGUGACUUCCACCGCGACGUCUGGGAAGUUGCGCGGAAACUCUUCGUUCUGAUCGCAAUCAUCCUGGAACUGCCAGAGAACUACCUCGCAGACGCGCAUGCUUACGACCAAGUCUCGGACGAUCAUUUGCGAUACAUGAUCUACAACGUCCGAACGAACGAGGAGUGGGACAAGGCGCAAGCGUACUCCAAGGGCGGUCACACAGAUUUCGGAAGCUUGACGCUUCUCUUCUCUCAGCAUGUUGCCGGGUUGCAAAUCAGAACGCCGGAAGGAGAGUGGAAGUAUGUGAAGCCUGUUGAGGGAGGAAUAACAUGUAAUGCGGCUGAUACGUUGACGUUUCUCACGAACGGGUUCAUCAAGUCAACAAUUCAUCGCGUCGUGAAGCCUCCAAUGGAUCAGAUCGAUAUCCCUCGUCUCGGUCUACUGUACUUUAGUCGACCUGGCGAUCACACACCCAUGAGGACGGUGCCUUCUCCUCUUCUAGACCGCCUUGAUCUGAUCAGAGAAGAGGACAAGGAUUUGGAUAAGCCGGUGCCUUCUGGGACGGAAUAUGUGCGGGCCAGAGUGAAGGAUGUGCACCAUAAAACAGUGCUGGAUAAGCGUGAAGGAACAUCAUUCCAGUUCAAGGGUCUGGAAGUGAAGAAUCACUAUGAAUGA
This is a messenger RNA of Colletotrichum karsti, 1125 nucleotides long. RefSeq names its product 2OG-Fe(II) oxygenase superfamily protein. Gene Ontology annotation, molecular function: dioxygenase activity. The transcript has 3 exons. The record is from RefSeq and is a predicted model, not a curated record. The coding region runs from base 1 to 1125 and encodes 374 amino acids. Lineage: Eukaryota; Fungi; Ascomycota; Sordariomycetes; Glomerellales; Glomerellaceae.